This is a messenger RNA of Aspergillus wentii DTO 134E9, 717 nucleotides long. RefSeq names its product HD domain-containing protein. The coding region runs from base 1 to 717 and encodes 238 amino acids. NCBI's taxonomy places the organism in Eukaryota, Fungi, Ascomycota, Eurotiomycetes, Eurotiales, Aspergillaceae. The transcript has a single exon. The record is from RefSeq and is a predicted model, not a curated record.
AUGUCCUCCAACACAGACCCCCAGCAACUCUUCGCCUCCAUGUCCACCUUCGUAACAGCCUGCAUGGCCAACCACGACCCCUCCCACAACCCAGCCCACGUCCACCGCGUCGUGUCUCUCGCCCGCAGAAUCCUCCAAGCAGAACAACUCCUCUCAUCCACAUCCUACGACCCCACAACCGUCAACCUAGCCGCCCUCCUCCACGACAUCGGCGAUAGGAAAUACGUCACUCACGUUGCCGAAGCGGCAGGAGGAAAUGACGACGCCCUUGAUCCGAAGAAGAUGGUAAAGCAUGCGUUGCUGGCGCACGGGGCGGAUGAGGGUCUCGCGGAGAAGGUGCAGACGAUUGUCUCGCAUGUCUCGUAUACGACUGAGUGUGCGGACCCCGCGAAAGUGAAAGAGUUGAUUGCGGGUGGAUAUCCUGAGCUGGCGAUUGUGCAGGAUGCGGAUCGGUUGGAUGCGAUUGGAGCUGUGGGGAUUGGGAGGUGCUUUACGUUUUUGGGGGCGCAGGGGCAGAAGUUUGUUGCGAAGGGGGCGGCGUGGGAGAUGGGGAAUUCGAUUGAGCACUUUGGGGACAAGCUGGAGCGGUUGGAGGGGAUGAUGAAGACGCAGACAGGGUGGAAGAUGGCCAAGGUGCGGACUGAGCGGUUGAGGGAGUUUAGGAGUUGGUGGGAGGAGGAAGUGAGUCUUGCGAGUACGUAUGAUAUUCAGCAGUAA